This is a messenger RNA of Fusarium fujikuroi IMI 58289, 333 nucleotides long. RefSeq lists its product as uncharacterized. The transcript has a single exon. The coding region runs from base 1 to 333 and encodes 110 amino acids. Lineage: Eukaryota; Fungi; Ascomycota; Sordariomycetes; Hypocreales; Nectriaceae. The record is from RefSeq and is a predicted model, not a curated record.
AUGGGAGUAUCGCAUCCCUGCCGGCUGGCCCACCGCAAGGCAUACAUACAGAUAGCUCAUCCGCCCUCAAGAUCCGAAGCGACUACCAUCUUCCCAACCGAGACACCUGCUUAUGCUACGUAUUGCGACUCGGCUGAGGGGUAUUAUGAUGCUUGUUCUCGCGCUGGCGUUACUGCUAUUACCACUACUCUGACAACACCUACUGAAACAGAGACUAGUGAAGAGGGUGCGUGUCGUGCUGCUUCGCUGGUUAAGAGAGCUGGUGAAGGUCUGGGAUAUCAGUUUGAGGAUGAUUGGGAUGUCAUCCGUAUGCCUGGGUGGAGGUGCUUUUGA